Messenger RNA from Eimeria maxima, 1401 nucleotides. Its product is annotated as ATP-dependent RNA helicase DDX family protein, putative. The coding region runs from base 1 to 1401 and encodes 466 amino acids. Gene Ontology annotation, molecular function: RNA binding; ATP binding; protein binding. NCBI's taxonomy places the organism in Eukaryota, Apicomplexa, Conoidasida, Eucoccidiorida, Eimeriidae. The transcript is spliced from 15 exons. The record is from RefSeq and is a predicted model, not a curated record.
AUGCGGCAAUUUAUUGACUAUGGUGUUUCUUUUGGUCCUGGAGACGCGGUAGGAUGCGUCAUUGACCGCAGCAGCAGCAGCAGCAGCAGCAGCAACUGCGGGUCUAUAUCCUUUUAUGUAAAUGGUAAACCCUUAGGGGAAGCCUUCCAAUUGCCUCCUUCUUUGCGUACUUCUCCUCUCCGUCCGGGGGUUUGUGGCCGAGGGUUUGAGGUGGAGGUUCGCUUCUCUAACUUUUUAUUUCCUAUUGAAGGCGCUACACCAGUAGCAGAGUUAACUGCGGAGGACUCUGUCCCUGCUGCUGCGUGCAGCAGCAGCAGCAGCAGCAGCAGCAGCAGCAGCAGCAGCAGCAGCAGCAGCAGCAGCAGCAACAUGGCAACAGGGUCUGGGCCCCUCUGCAUCUGCCUUGCCCCCACUAAAGAUCUCGUCAUGCAAACCUACGACUGCUACAAGCAAUUCGCAAGAGCGCUAGGUAAACCAAGUAUUACUGUUGAGUGUUGUACUGGAGGAGGACCACCAUCUUCUCAUCGUACAGACUAUAAAAAAGUGGAUAUAGUAGCGGAUGUAGUAGUAGGUACAUUAGGCAAAACCCUAGAGUUAAUUCGUCGUCGUGUUUUGCCAUUAAAUCGUCUUUUUAUUUUAAUUAUUGAUGAGGCUGAUGAUGUUGUAGACGAUCAAGGAACAGAACAAUUACAUCAAUUGCAGCAAAUGGCAGCAGCAGCAGCAAACCGUCGCCCCCAGACCCUUUUCUUCUCUGCAACAUUACAUACACCAGCAGCAGCAGCAGCAAUCUCCUUAUUAGCACCGCAUGCAACAUGGGCAGAUCUAAAGGGGGCUGCUGUUCUUCCUGAUUCAGCUAAAGUUGCUAUUUAUACUAUUAACCCUCGACGUGUGGCUGUAGCCAUAGCAGAUACAUUAAAAAUGGAUAGAAAGAUGGAGAAAGGAAAAGAAAACCCUUAUGCAUGCGUUGUUGUUGCGGGGCUGCGCAGCAACCAAGAAAGACAGGAAAACCUUGAGCAUUUUAAGGCUGGAGAUGUUCGUUUUUUAAUUUGUACAGAUGUAGCAGCAAGAGGAAUUGAUGUUACGGGUUUGUUGUUCAGGUAUCACUCCUGUCCUGAUAGAGGGAGAGGAUGCUCAGACAGACGUCUAGCAACGGAGGGUGGCUGCACCAUAUGGUACGAUGAGCAGAGCCUUCUUGCAGAUAUACAGAAGAAAGUGGGGUAUGAAUUGCCUAAGCUAGACCCUAAAAGCUUUUGUUCUCCAGGCAUAGCGGAUCCCUUUGGUGUCCUCGCUGCAGAUGCUGACGGACAAAACCUACGGCAGCAGCAGCAACAGCAGCAGCAACAGCAGCAGCAACAGCAGCAGCAACAGCUGCUGCUGUUGCUGCUAGUUGUAGAAUGUUAA